UCUGUACCUGGCAGCCGCAGCGUGCGGACGUUGGUCUGUGGAAUAAUUUCUGUACCUGUGUGCAUAUUGUGGAAUAUUGAAAUAUAUCAUUUGUUAACAGUGUCUGAAGGAGUUUUACUACAAUUCAGAAGCGGUCCGGAGUGAGGAGCUAUGGAAGAGGGACGGCGCAGGCGUCUUGAGACGCCUGAACGCAGCUCCACCCGGCGACGUGACGUCGCCGAGGGUGACGGGGCCAGUCGGAGUGGAAGCCGCCGACGCAGUGAAGUACACGUGGAUACGUGCAGAAGACGCACCGACUGUCGGAGUCACAGCCCUGAUCGUGCCAGCGAGCGCAGUCGGAGUCUACGGGAGAAGGAACGUCUGCUGGAGCGAGAGCGGGACCGAGUAAGACGCCUGGAAGAGGAGGUAAAUCGUGAACUGAGUCGUGUGCGUUCAGGGUCUGGAGCUGGCGAGCGCUCCCGAGAUAAUCGAGAGCAGUGUCGUCGGCGAACCAAGUCUAAAACCCGUGAGCGCUCACGCUCACGUCUGAGGGAGAACGAUAGACGAUCUACAUCGCCGAGCCAGAAUAAUCGUGCUCAAUCUCACGAUCGCGAUGGACGGCGCGACCGAUACCAGAAGAAGGACGAAUCCGGUACUCGACACAACCGCGGGACAGGGAGUCCGGCUUUCUCCACAAAGGAUAUUAUAGAUAUUUUAAGUUCGAUUAAACCACCCCAGUCAUCACCGGGUACACACAGUUCGAGCAGUUUAAAUCAUAAAAAUAUUUUGCCUGAGUUUGACCCAUCGUCAAAAAAUCAAAGAAUAGAUAUUUGGUUACGAAAAGUGAACGAGUGUGCUACCGUUUAUGGCUGGGAUGACAAAACUGUAGUACAUUUCGCCAUGCAGAAACUCCAGGGAUUGGCCAAAACUUGGUACGAAGGGUUGAACUCCAUUCUUUUUAGCUGGCCAGAGUGGCAGGAAAAACUGUUGACAGCAUUCCCGUGUGAGCAUAACUACGGUCAAUCCCUGGAGGACAUGCUGAAACGAAAGAGCAGAGCCAAUGAAUCCAUUGAGGUGUAUUUUUACGAAAAGAUGGCCCUUUUGAACCAAUGCGACAUCGAUGGUAAACGCGCCGUCGAUUGUGUUAUACACGGACUAAGUGACAAAACCAUGAAAAGUAGUGCCCUUGCUUUGCGAUGCAAGCACCCUGACCAGCUCCUGCAAUUUCUCAUGAGCAAUAAAGAGUCUGCACAAGCAGGGUACCAAACGGAGCGGUUUAAUUUUCGGAGUAGACCAGUAAACGACAAUAGACCCACGAGUAGCAGUUUUGAUGGUAAGAGGCCUAACGCUGCAACUGGCAAUUUCGGAAUAUUCUGUUUUAAUUGCAGGGAACGUGGACACCCGUGGAUGAAGUGUCCCAAACCUUUGAUAAAGUGUGUCACAUGCCACAGAUUUGGUCACAAAUCUGAAAGUUGCAACUUUGGGUCUCAAACUGGAAAUGCCAGCAAAGGUGAAGCUACGCCCAAAACGAUGUGCAUCUCAGCCUCUAAAUCAAACUCUAAGUACACAAAGCCAGUAACAGUAAAUGAGAGACAGUUCCAGGCUUUUGUAGAUUUCGGAAGCGAAGUCUCGCUGCUGGCAAAAUCAAUUGUGCAUACAUUAGGACUAGUGUGUGACAAUGGGUUAGUGCCGUUAAAGGGUUUUGGUAACGAAAUUGUCCACUCAUUUGGAAGCGUGAAGGCUAAUCUUGAAGUUGAUGGAGUAAAGGCCGAAGUUAAGUUCCAUGUUGUGGAAGACCGAUUCCUAGAGGUACCCGUACUUAUUGGUCAGUCUUUCACCGAACAACCGCACAUCGUCGUGUAUAAGAACUCGGAAUGCUUAAAGUUCUUAAACCUGGAGCAUGAAAUGCCCUUUGCUGAUACCAGUCUGGACGACGCCCAAAGCGUCAGGGUUAUGGUUUCUUCUUGCGUCCAUGUUUAUGGACCAACGACGAUCACAGCUGCUACAGAACCACAAAUGAAUGGCAAUAUCAUCAUCAGCAGCAAGGUUGUAGGGAAACCGACAAACCAGUUUACUAUCUAUGGAGGAGUGUACCGCGUGAUAAACGGUGUGGUAAAAAUCAGUGUUGCUCCCAUCUCUUCUCAGCUUCGGCUAAUAAUGGGUGCAACACUGUGUCGUGCCACAAAAAUUCACUUGGUGAACCGUAUUGUGUCGCCUGAAAAGGACAUGUUAGCCACUGCUAGUGAUGAUAUUGACGAACGCUUGGUUCGGGUAGGGGACAGCGCUGAUGAAACAGACAAGCAAAAGCUUUACGCUAUCUUGCAUAAGUACAAGCAUUGCUUCGCUUCUACGUUAAAAGAGCUAGGGUGUACGAAUGUGACAGAAAUGACAAUUGAAAUUAACAGCAAGCGCCCUAUCGUAUAUCGCCCCUACCGCCUGUCACACAAAGAGCGCGAGCAAGUUCGGACCAUGGUACAGGAGAUGCUCGAAGCUGAUAUUAUCAGAGAAUCUACUUCCGAAUAUGCCAGCCCGAUCAUCCUGGUCCGCAAGAAAGAUGAUCUAGAUGACGAUGAAGAUAAGUCAGAUGAAAUUGAUAAUUAA
Molecule: messenger RNA, 2580 nt
Organism: Plutella xylostella (diamondback moth)
Lineage: Eukaryota; Metazoa; Arthropoda; Insecta; Lepidoptera; Plutellidae
Product: putative RNA-directed DNA polymerase from transposon BS
Molecular function (GO): catalytic activity
Source: RefSeq, a predicted model, not a curated record